Messenger RNA from Laccaria bicolor S238N-H82, 372 nucleotides. RefSeq lists its product as uncharacterized. Lineage: Eukaryota; Fungi; Basidiomycota; Agaricomycetes; Agaricales; Hydnangiaceae. The transcript is spliced from 3 exons. The record is from RefSeq and is a predicted model, not a curated record. Bases 1 to 372 code for a protein of 123 amino acids.
AUGUCACUUAUCUCUGCUGGUGCUGGAAGUAUUCAGUAUAACUCGGUUGGGCCUGGGAAUCAGAUCAUUCACAAUCGCGAAGAAGGCAUCAAGAUCACCAUCAACUUUGGUAACGGCCACGCUCAUACGACCGACCCACAUAAUAACGCUGUAGGAAACGAAUCCAGCAUCCACACUACGAGAAAUACAGACCCAGAAGUCGUGAUUGAUCACAAUGCCAGUGCCACGAAUGCCCCGAAUUGCAUGAGCGAAGAUCCUGAGGCAGACCAGCCGGAUGUGACCGUGUCUGGCCAGUGGGGCCCCGAAGAUGCUCUCAAUAUGGCACAAGGCAAGUCGAAUUUCCUACCCACUGGUUCCCCAGAACACCCUUGA